UUAGCAACAGAGGCAAGAUGGCGGCCCCCAGUAACGCCGAGCGUUCUCCUGAUAUAUCGGUGCCUCUGAAGAUUCCUAAAACCGAGGUUCCUUCCCCAGAAUCCGAGGAUCUAAGUGACAGCAACCAAUACCAUUCCAACCCCUCCACCCCUAACAGAUUCUCUCCUCUGAACGUCGGGGCUUCGCUGUCCGGGGGCGCAGGCCGGAGUGGAUCGGCCUCUGCAUCCAACAGCUUCACCGCUUGUCGAGGCAUGUCGUGGACACCGUCCGAAACAAACGCGCUGAUCGCCGUGUGGGGCAACGAAAGACUGGCGGAGGCGCGGAUGCAGCAGCUGGAGGUGGCCGGGACGGUGUUUUCUGGCAAGGCGCCGGGACCUGCGAUGUACGAUCGGGUGUCCAGAGCGCUGUCAGAGCUGGGUUAUGAAAGAACCCCAUCACAGUGUCGAGAGAGGAUGAAGACACUUAGAAGGUGUUAUAGCCGCGUGAAGGAGCACGGCAUUGGGAAGAGGAAGAGCAGUUACUCCAUCGAGCAGCUGGAGAAGGUGUUUGGGCAGGGCGGCUGGGAUUCCCAAAGCUGUCAGCCUGUGCUGAUCAACAGCAGCGGCCUCUACCAGGAGAUGGAGUCAGACGGCAGUACUAUGGAGGACUACUCUCAGGAGGACUGGUGCAAUCAGGACCUUUCUGCAGCCUUCAACGAGGGAGACAUAGAGACAGAGGAGAACCAGCUUCCAAAAACUAGAGUUCUUCAGAUAAGACUGGAGCCAUCUGAGCACACCCAACGCCAGGAAGUGAUGCAGAACGUGAUGCGUAUCCUCGAGUCCGUAGAGGUCAAAUGGGAGCACUUUCAGACAUGGACUGACUUCUCUCGCCUCCACCUGUCCAAUAAGCUGGCCAUCUUCGGAGUGGGCUACAACACGCGGUGGCAAGAGGAGAUCCGCUACCACUACGCGGAGAUCAGCUCGCAGGUCCCUCUGGGAAAAAGACUACGGGAAUACUUCAACCCUGAGAAGGUCGAGGGCAGGGUUAUCAUGACCAAGGUGCAGAAGAUGAACUGGAAAAACGUGUAUUAUAAAUUCCUCGACAUUACUAUAAGCGAAGCUCGCUGUUUGGAGCUGCACAUGGAGGUGGACUGGAUCCCGAUCGCACAGACGAGAGCGGCAGGGUGCAGCAACAGCUCCCAGUACCUCCUGCCAGGGGGCAUCCCAAAAACAUACGGCCUGUACGCCAUAGGCUACGAGGAGACCAGCGGGUCCAAUUCGUCUGGCGCAGAGGACAAGUCCUCAUCCUCGCAGGAAGAGGAGGAGACGGACCAUUGCGAGAGCGCAGAGAAGGACAAGAGGACAUCAGCCAAAGUCACGUACUGUUACCUCGGCAUUUCAGAGGACAGGACGCUACAGCAAUGUCUGGUCCAGCACUUUCAGACUUCAGGCAAACACUAUGGACGAGGGGAGCCUUCAGCCAUAACCAAGUUCCUGCAGGACAACUGCACCGGCCAGGCCAGGGAAAGCACCCUCUCUGGAUUACACAUCUACAUUAAGUUUAUCGAGGUGGAGCUGGACUUUCUCUCCGCCGGAUCUUUAUUGGAAUGUUUAGAGACGGCGAUCGGUUAUUCGUUAAAGUUCAACAAAAAGAAUGUGCUGUAACAUUUGCCAAUUAAGCUUUUAAAAGCCAGGAAAUUGAAAUAUACACUCACUUAAAGGAUUAUUAGGAACACCAUACUAAUACUGUGUUUGACCCCCUUUCACCUUCAGAACUGCCUUAAUUCUA
Molecule: messenger RNA, 1767 nt
Organism: Pimephales promelas (fathead minnow)
Lineage: Eukaryota; Metazoa; Chordata; Actinopteri; Cypriniformes; Leuciscidae
Gene: msantd2
Product: Myb/SANT DNA binding domain containing 2
Source: RefSeq, a predicted model, not a curated record